Messenger RNA from Octopus sinensis (East Asian common octopus), 1960 nucleotides. Its product is annotated as cytoplasmic dynein 1 light intermediate chain 2. Gene Ontology annotation, molecular function: dynein heavy chain binding. The record is from RefSeq and is a predicted model, not a curated record. NCBI's taxonomy places the organism in Eukaryota, Metazoa, Mollusca, Cephalopoda, Octopoda, Octopodidae. Gene Ontology annotation, biological process: microtubule-based movement; microtubule cytoskeleton organization. The transcript is spliced from 12 exons. Gene Ontology annotation, cellular component: cytoplasmic dynein complex; centrosome. Bases 59 to 1528 code for a protein of 489 amino acids.
AAAUUAAUUGCCAUUAUUUGUUAGGACGCAUGCGCAACUCUUUCGUAAUCCGGGCACUAUGCAGGUCAAUAUGGCGCCCAUCGGUGAUCGAAGAGGAGAGACCGACCCUUUAGCCGGUCUGGAGGCUGGAGAAUCGCAAAAUUUAUGGGCAACCAUCUUGAGCGAAGUUCAGUCAAGUUCAGCUUCUAAGUUAUCCAACAUUAAAUCAGUCCUUGUAAUUGGUGACACAGAAUCUGGUAAAACCACAUUAAUUGCAAAAUUGCAAGGCAAUGAGGACCCUAAAAAAGGUGCUGGUUUGGAAUAUUACCAUAUUGAUGUCAAAGAUGAAUACAGAGAUGAUCAAACACGUCUUGGUGCCUGGAUCCUUGAUGGGGACACACAGCAUAUAAAUUUAUUGAAAUAUGCUCUCACGGAAGAAAACUUCGCUCACACCUUAGUACUGUUGGUUGUAUCAAUGGCUCAGCCAUGGAAUAUUAUGGACUCGUUACAAAAAUGGAUUACAAUACUUAGACAGCAUAUUGAAAAACUAAAGAUUCCAAAGGAUACUCGACACAAAUAUGAACAAAGUUUGGUUAGGUUUUUCCAAGAAUAUAGUGAACCAGAAGAAGGUGGAGAAACAAUCAGCCAGCCACCUUCUCGUCGGGACAUCAAUCCUCUCCAUCCUCCUCCGGCUGGUCCCUCUGAAGAAAAUGUUUUGCUUCCUCUGCCAGAGAGCACACUCAACUGUAAUUUAGGGAUCCCUAUUGUAGUACUUGUAACAAAAACUGAUACUAUUUCUGUUUUGGAGAAGGAACAUGAUUAUAAAGAAGAGCAUUUUGACUUUAUCCAGCAACAUUUGAGGAAAUUUUGUUUAAACUAUGGUGCUGCCCUAAUAUAUACAUCUGUGAAAGAGGAAAAGAACUGUGAUCUUUUGUUUAAGUAUUUGGUCCACAGGAUAUAUGGAUUUUCAUUCUCAAUGCCUGCAUAUGUGGUAGAAAAAGAUUCUGUGUUUGUUCCUGCUGGUUGGGAUACAGAAAAGAAAAUAUCUAUUCUAAAUGAAAAUCUUGCAAACAUGAAAGCUGAGGACCUGAGUGAAGAUAUUCCCAGUAAACCAGUUGUAAGAAAGCCUAUCCAGAAAGAUGCAGAAAUUGUUGCUGAAGAUGAACAAGUCUUUCUUAUGCGUCAACAAAGCCUACUUAACAGUCAACCUGCUCCAGGUUCCACACCGGAAACCCCUAUACGUUCAUCUGCAGGCGUCGCUAAGGGAUCUCCAUCUUCCCGAUCAUCACCAGGAGGCACUGGUUCUCCUACUUCAGGAUCAGCUAGAAAAGUUCCACUUGAUUCCAAAACAGCUGGCACUGAAGGGAUGUUGGCUAAUUUCUUUAACAGUCUUCUCAGCAAGAAAACAGAGGCAGGUAAUAAAUCAGUUGACAAGGCUGCCGUAACUCGUGAUGCUGCUGCCGAGCUGGACCGAUUAAAUCGAACUAAGAAAACAGUAACUGCGGAUGGUUCUCCCAGAGGUUCUAAUGAGCCAGGCACGCCGACAUAGAGGUCUUCUGUAGUCAAUAUGGCUUUGUGCGGCAGCCAACAGGAUUAUAAGUAUGCAUGGAUGAAUGAAUGCUUACCAGAGAGGACUCUGUCUAGUCAUCAGACUGUCUGUUGCAAACCAUUACAGUUGCUGGUUAUUCAUGCCCCAUCAUGUCAAUGUUAACAUGUUGAUCUUGCCACAAAUCACCUGUUAACAGCUCUAUUCUGAGAAAUCUGGCUCUCUCUCUCUCUCUCAUUUUCUUUUUUUUUUUAUAUUGCUUGACCUAUUUUUUUUUUCAGCUCUGCCAAUUCCUACAAAAGUCUCCUCCACCCAUUGUUGCCUUGCCACUCCCUUGUAGGAAAUAUGUGUGUGUUUAUGUAUGUAUACACACAUGUACAUAUGUCUGCAUAUAUAUAUAUGUAUUUGUAUAUACAUGUGUGUACACAUACACAC